Rangifer tarandus platyrhynchus (Svalbard reindeer) is the source of this 363-nucleotide messenger RNA. The record is from the annotation of a GenBank genome assembly. Lineage: Eukaryota; Metazoa; Chordata; Mammalia; Artiodactyla; Cervidae.
AUGAGUGAGGCAGAACAAAAACCCCCGCAGCCCACCCGGAAAGGCGACGAGCUAGGCGCCGGGGUUUGCGGGACCCACGCCCAGGAACCCCCCGCCCCAGACCGGCACGAGGUCGGGGUGGGGGCGUCUGGAGCCCCCGAGAGCCCUGGGCCAAGCUCCGGCUCGCUCCUCGGCAGCUCCACUCACCAAGAACUGGAGCAUAGUGUCGGCAAGGAGGGCGCGAAAGGUGGCUACAGCUCCGAGGGCCGUCGGGACCUACCUCCCCCGGCGCGAUGGGCGGCGCCCGCGGCAGACUUCCGGUUCACGCCCCGCUCCGCCUCUCCCGCCUUGCUUCACCCGGAAGCUGUUCCUGGCGCCCCCUAG